Epithele typhae is the source of this 777-nucleotide messenger RNA. RefSeq lists its product as uncharacterized. Bases 1 to 777 code for a protein of 258 amino acids. The transcript is spliced from 12 exons. Lineage: Eukaryota; Fungi; Basidiomycota; Agaricomycetes; Polyporales; Epitheliaceae. The record is from RefSeq and is a predicted model, not a curated record.
AUGGCCUCUUCGCAGUCCACGGAGGACGUUAUCGGCUUAGCCGAGUCCAUGAUGCUCAACAACAACUUAGCAGCCGCGGCUUUUGCUGUGCUAUGGUUCGACUACACGCUCACCUUUGAGAGGGAGGUCGAGCACUUUUGGAAAACGGCGAAAUUUAACGCGGUUGCCGUUCUCUUCGUCAUCAACCGUUAUAUCGGCCUGUUAGGUCCCAUCCCCGUUCUCUUUGAGUAUUUUGUGGCUUUGCCCCCCGAUACGUAUGUGUUCAAUGCACUCAAACCCCGUCCCGCCACUGAGCUCAGAUGGUCAUCGGUCGUGGGUCUCUCCGUUCUCGAGCGCCUCCUUCUGAAACUCAGACCCUCUCAAGUGGUCCUCAUCCUGCGUACUAUCGCCCUGUAUCAUCGCAAUCGCAAAGUCAUGAUUGGCUUGUGGUCAGAAGCGGCUGUUUUGGUUGUCGUUACACUUGUCACCAACUUGUACAAGCCCAAGUUAACUGCCGCUGAGGCUCCGUCCGGUAUCGGCAUUGGCUGCAAUCUGUCCUUGACGGAGGCACAAGGCAUACGCGGCGUCGUUGGAUGGCUCUCCAUGUUCAUAUUGGACACGACCACGUUUUUGAUGAUGCUGUUCCGGGAUGGCGCUUUCUAUUUUUUGGUCAUCGCUGUCUCGCUUCUCAUCAAUGUUGUAACAUUCCUCGUAGGUGUCCUCUCCGAACUCUCCGUCUUCGCCCCGUCGCUUACAAGCGAAUCCCGCAUAACAGGCACCCUCAGCUUCAGGAUCUAA